Messenger RNA from Salvia miltiorrhiza (redroot sage), 1022 nucleotides. RefSeq names its product protein VACUOLELESS GAMETOPHYTES-like. The coding region runs from base 184 to 801 and encodes 205 amino acids. The transcript has 2 exons. The record is from RefSeq and is a predicted model, not a curated record. NCBI's taxonomy places the organism in Eukaryota, Viridiplantae, Streptophyta, Magnoliopsida, Lamiales, Lamiaceae.
UUUACCAAUAUCAUCGUUAGUUUACCCACAUACCACUCAAUCAAAUUAAUUAAUUUAAAACUCCAAUUAAAACAACUUGUAGUUCCUUGUUUCCACAACAUAUAAAAUAAAAAAUAGCAGCAAUAUAAUUUUAUAAAUGAAAAGGUGGAAAGAAGUUGAUGGGAGUAAGCCAUAACCAUAAGCAUGAAAUACAAAGAAAUCUCCCACCACCACACUCUCAAAGUCGGAUACGCAGAGGCGCCGUUCAAAUGCGACGGCUGCAAGGAGGUGGGCAUCGGCUCGUCCUACAAGUGCGGCGGCGCAGCCUGCGACUUCGACCUCCACAGUCACUGCGCCGUUCCUUCUCCCACCCUCCUCCACCCCUUCUACCCAAAGUGCUCGUUCCAGUUCCUCAGCCGCCCGCCGGGGACGGAGGCGCGUUGCUGCAACGCGUGCGAGAGGCGAGUAACGGGGUUCGUUUAUCACUGCAAGCUGUGUGGCUUCGACCUCCACCCUUGCUGCGCUAAGCUGCCGAUGAUGCACCACGAUGCAGACAUCAAAUUGUUUUUGUACGCUAAAGUUACCGCCCCCUGCCACAGUGGAAGAUUGCAAGUGAUUCAGAUGUGGGAGGAAGGGGAGGAGCUGGAGCUACAGAUCCUCAUGCAACAAGUACAACCUCCACGUGGCGUGCGUGAUGGACAUGUUGGUGGACAGCUGGCACGACUUGUACCAUGGAGAUGGGAGUGGGGUUGGGCGGCGAAUCCCCAGCCUCAAAGCCACGCUCGAAACUCAUGUCAAUCACACCAAAACCAAAGGCGGUAAAGCUCAAAAAUGUUGCGAGAUGGCGGCCCUGGCGCUACAGUUUGUGGUGUCCGCUGUCCUAGGAGAUCCCACCGCCCUCAUCGCCGGCCUCGUCGCUUCCCUCAUCUCCAAAUAGUCCAAAUUCAUUCUAUUCCAUCCAUGCCUAUUACUAUUUCCAUUUAUGUACAUAUAUGAAUUACAAUACAAGAUAUAUAUAUAUAUAUAUAUAUAUUGUUCUAAUA